Lycium ferocissimum is the source of this 540-nucleotide messenger RNA. RefSeq lists its product as uncharacterized. The transcript has a single exon. NCBI's taxonomy places the organism in Eukaryota, Viridiplantae, Streptophyta, Magnoliopsida, Solanales, Solanaceae. The record is from RefSeq and is a predicted model, not a curated record. The coding region runs from base 1 to 540 and encodes 179 amino acids.
AUGUUUGCCUCCAAAUUAGUGUCUACAAUUGCAGUUCCUUGGACAAAACCCAAACCUGAACUGAAAGCCUCUUCAGAAGAGGAACCUGGUUCUUUUAACCAUUCUGAGAGGGUUAACUCUGAAGGAAAUGAAAUAAACUCUGAUGAUGAUGUUAUAUUGAGAACACAGAGGUAUGGGGGUGCUAAGCAGAUGAGAAAGGGGGAAAGCAGGAGAAAAUAUCUCACAGACAGGAAGCCUGCUUCUAAACAAAGAAAAAGACCUCUUGCUACAAGGCAGAAGUCUCAGGCAAGAUUAGAUUUUGCCUUACUGGUUAACAAAGCAAAGACGAUUGCUAAGAGGCGGAGGAGAGUACAUCUGGCAAAUUUGAGUAAGUUGAGGAAUGAAGAAGAAGAAGUCAUUAUUGUGUCUGAUGAAGAAGAAGAAGAAGAAGAAGAAGAGGAAGCCACCUUGGUCAGGAAAGACUCCAAAAGUAAAAGAACGUCAGUGGCUGUUGAGAAGAAAACUGUGGCUGAAGAAGGUGAUGAAAGUGAAAAGGAAUAA